This is a messenger RNA of Scylla paramamosain (green mud crab), 2699 nucleotides long. Its product is annotated as transmembrane channel-like protein 7. Gene Ontology annotation, molecular function: mechanosensitive monoatomic ion channel activity. The record is from RefSeq and is a predicted model, not a curated record. Bases 1 to 1764 code for a protein of 587 amino acids. Gene Ontology annotation, cellular component: plasma membrane. Lineage: Eukaryota; Metazoa; Arthropoda; Malacostraca; Decapoda; Portunidae. The transcript is spliced from 5 exons.
AUGGAGGAGGUUUCAGCAGCUGGCUCGAUCAACAUCUGCAUCCAAGGCUCAAAAACAUGGUGUACUCCGUACAGGCUGCAAAUCGACAACUUCUCUUCUCAGCAGGAGCUGGAGGCGAGGAACCUUCCCUUCUUCGGCAAUAUUCUAACACGCAAGAUCGACGGUCGGUUUGGAGCGAGCGGCGUGGCUGUCUUCAACUUCAUUCGGGAUCUUUUGGUGCUUAACUUUGUCAUCAGCUUGCUCAUGUUGGCCACACUAGGAAUACCUUUCGUCACAGAAGUAAUUUUAAAAGACAAGUACAAUGAUCUAGUGAUGGGCGGCUGGAAGGCAUGGACUCCUAAUGCUUCUGACUACAUGCCUCCCUCUAGCUCCUUUGCCUCCCUCUCUGCCAGCCCUACUGACAGCGAGUCCUGUUUCUACUUCAAACCCACCUUCGACAACAACAUGGUACAGGACUGUUCCGUAUUCUACUUCAGCAAGCACAACCAAGACAGUCCGCUUACUCCUCCCCUCGUGUCAGAAGUACUGUUGGGCAAGGGAUUCGUGGAGUACUCGCCACUCUUCCUGGGGUGUUACCCUGCCGCCUUGCACGACUCUUUGUACCCAUGGCCGUCCGUUCACUUGACGGCUGUGGCAUCCGUGUUCGCCGUGUCUUUGGUGACCGUAGUGACACGGGUGGGUCAGUGGCUUCGCUACAUUGCCUUCGUCUCGGGGGGCCUCAUUUUCUCGAAGAUGAUCUUCUGUGGGUAUGAUUUCUCCCUUACAGACAAGCGCUUCAUAAUAUCAAAGCAAAGUAUUCUGAGAACUGAAAUUCGUGCUGCUCUUGACGAAGAUGAGUUUCAGCGAAGCAAAAGUCGCAGGACUCCUUCCGAACUGGCUAGGCUGCACAUCAAAAGAAUUGUGGUCAAUUGUGUGAUCUGUCUGGUGGUGGCGGUAGGGUGUUUAGUGAUCGUCAUGGUCGCCAAACACAGCCUGGCACUAAUAGGAAGCAUAAACUUUAGUGACCCUUGGCUGGAAGAUAUGGCGCAGUUUCUUCUCAGCUUCUUGGACACCCUGACGGUGUGGUUGCUGGGGCUGGUGCUGCCGCCGCUGCUCUCCUCACUGGGCUCAGUAGAGGAGUACAGUAGUCGAGUCACGUUGUUGCUCUUCAUCCUCCGCAAUGCCGCGUUUCGUUUCAUCUCCAUCGGUACGCUCGUGGUAUCACAGCUGAGCGUGAGUGCCCACGACGCUUCAUGUCGCAGCGACACGCCGUGCUGGGAAACGGCGCUUGGCAAAAAACUGUAUGCACAGGUGGUGUGGGACUUCCUGAUGAGGAUGGUGAGGAUGCUACUGCUGCUUUUCUAUAGGAUUCUGACGAUACCAUGCGCUCUAUAUAAUGACGCGUUCCUGCCAACAUUCGAUAUAGCAGAGAAAGUGUUGGACGCGCUAUCGUUGCAGACACUGUGCUGGUUGAGCGUGCCCGUGGCGCCGUUAGUACCGGUGCUGGUGUUUGCAUCUCUACUGGUAAUGUGGCUAUUAGAGAUGGCGGCGGCACUGCUGGCCUCGCGCCCUGCUACACGUGUCAUUCAAGUGUCCCGCUCCUCCGCCAUGUUCAUGGUGGUGUUGACGGUGGCGUGGGUCGCGGCUGCUGCCCACGCCAUUACCGUGUUGGUCUUCCUGCAGCCUUCCCUUGGUUGUGGACCUUUCAGAGGACUCGAACGUGCCUGUGAUGCCUUCACGUACUCUGUGUGUGUGAUGGACGGGGUUUGGACGUGGUUCAGGUAAGGCAAAGCCCUAGUUGUCAUCAAGUCUUUAAAAAAUAAUGAUAACUAAAUAAAGAAAAUAAAUAUUGUGAGGUCCCGGGCAUUUUGUACAGUAAUAAUAUUACCCAUCAAUAGUUCGUUUCAGCGUCAUUGAUGUCACAAUAUAUUCCAUGUCCUAGGACGAUACUUCUCCGUCUAGAUGACCCGGCGGUACUGUGGGCCGCUGUCGCCUUCAUGUUGUUACCUGCCACCUAUUACCUGAUGCUGCUGCACUGCCGCCAGAACACCAUCGAGGCACUGGGGAGGCGCCUGAAGGAUGUUUCUGUCAGUAAGCAAUUCCUGAUGAAGGCGCAGAGGCGGAUCAACUUAACCAAAGGGUCAAACCCAGUGCAAGAAGACAACAGCGACACCACCACCACCACCACCACCUCCACCACCACCACCACCACCAACAACAACAACAACAGCAGCAACAGCAGCAACAGCAGCAGCAACAGCAGCAGCAACAGCAGCAGCAACAGCAGCAACAGCAGCAGCAGCAGCAACAACAACAACAACAACGACAACAACAACAACAACAACAACAACAACAACAACAACAACAUCAACAACAACAAUAACAACAAUAGCAACAAUGUUUAAUGAAACCAGGCUAUGAAGUCACACCCUGUACAAUAUAAUCUAUGCCAUUUCAGUGACCGAUAUGAUUGGGCUACUCAGGACCCAGGUGGGACAAGACCAAGGUAGGACGGCGGGGUGGGUGGGUUGGCCGGGGCGGACGGGGACAGCAGGUGCGGGAGCUGGGAAGGGAGUGUGACGGAGCGAACAAGGCACGGAUCAGAUGGGCGCCGCGAUGACUAGUACAGCCGCGCCCUAGCCUCGCUACACACACACACACACACACACACACACACACACACACACACACACAUUUUAGAUGUAUUUUCUGUCUUUAAA